Molecule: messenger RNA, 2486 nt
Organism: Cyprinodon tularosa
Lineage: Eukaryota; Metazoa; Chordata; Actinopteri; Cyprinodontiformes; Cyprinodontidae
Gene: map2k4b
Product: mitogen-activated protein kinase kinase 4b
Exons: 13
Coding region: 88-1344 (418 amino acids)
Biological process (GO): protein phosphorylation; MAPK cascade
Molecular function (GO): JUN kinase kinase activity; ATP binding
Source: RefSeq, a predicted model, not a curated record
UCCCGUUGGAAGGAAAGGCAGGCAGGGGAGGGCCAAGUUUCACUCUGCAUUGCAGCCCGAGCGCUUGCUGCUGCUGGCAACACAACAAUGGCGACUCCCAGUCCGAAUAGCAACUCCACGGGCUCCAGCAACUUUCUGGGGGCCACGUCGCACCACCUUCACCAACAGACUCAGAGCAGCAGCAUGCAAGAAACCAACACCUGCUGGAGAUGUCAAAAUGAACCAGGGUUUCAAAUAAGCCUGUCUGGAGUUCCUACAAGUAAACGCAAAGCUCUGAAGUUGAAUUUCGCCAACCCUCUGGUGAAACCGGCCUCCAGGCUCCCGCUUCAUCCCUCGGCUCCUUCCUUCCAGAAUCCCCACAUAGAGCGUCUGCGGACACACAGCAUCGAGUCCUCCGGAAAGCUGAAGAUCUCCCCAGAGCAGCACUGCGACUUCACCGCAGAAGACCUGAGGGACCUCGGGGAGAUCGGCCGCGGGGCCUACGGCUCCGUCAACAAGAUGGUCCAUAAACCUACAGGCCAGAUUAUGGCAGUCAAGAGGAUUCGCUCCACUGUGGAUGAGAAGGAGCAGAAGCAGCUGCUGAUGGAUCUGGACGUGGUGAUGAGGAGUAGCGACUGUCCCUACAUCGUCCAGUUCUAUGGCGCCCUCUUCAGAGAGGGGGACUGUUGGAUCUGUAUGGAGCUAAUGUCUACCUCAUUAGACAAAUUCUACAAAUAUGUAUAUUGCGUAUUAGAUGAUGUCAUUCCAGAGGAAAUAUUAGGCAAUAUAACAUUAGCUACGGUUAAAGCACUGAAUCACUUAAAGGAAAACUUGAAAAUAAUUCACAGAGACAUCAAACCUUCCAACAUUCUGAUGGACAGAAGGGGAAACAUCAAACUAUGUGACUUCGGCAUCAGCGGCCAGCUGGUGGAUUCCAUAGCCAAGACUAGAGACGCAGGCUGCAGGCCUUACAUGGCACCUGAAAGGAUAGACCCCAGUGCUUCCAGGCAGGGAUACGACGUUCGCUCUGACGUUUGGAGCUUGGGAAUCACCCUGUAUGAGCUAGCUACAGGAAGAUUUCCUUACCCCAAGUGGAACAGUGUUUUUGAUCAGCUGACACAGGUGGUGAAAGGAGAGCCUCCACAGCUCAGCAACUCAGAGGAGAGGCAGUUCUCCCCAAAGUUCAUCAACUUUGUUAACCUAUGCCUUACAAAAGAUGAAUCAAAGAGGCCAAAGUACAGAGAGCUUCUGAAACACCCGUUUAUCCUGAUGUACGAGGAGCGCUUCGUGGAUGUUGCCAGCUAUGUGUGUCGCAUCCUGGAUCAGAUCCCGGCUUCGCCCAUCUCUCCUAUGUACGUUGACUGAUGCCAAGAAGGGUCUGCCAGUGUUGGCCCCCUUAACGGGCAGCGGGUGGUACACUAAGCUUUGUGAUGCGACGUUUCUCAUCUUAGCCUUCAGUUACGUAGGAUCACCUGUUUGUUCACAUAUUCCCAAAGAAGAGAGGAAUUAAAUCCAAACUUCCCAGAGCAAAGAGAUGAACAUCAAAAGAGAAAACUUCCAGACUUAUUUUAAGAUCCCAAAAUAUAUCAUCUUAAAGCAGAAAAACUUGAAGCGGUAACUUUGUCUUAGUAAAGCGCAAUGCAUCUUUUUAUGUGACACAAAGAAUAGAGUAUACAUACAUACAUGGAAUAUAUAUAAAUAUAUAUAUACUUGAACUUGUUCACAAAAGUCUACCAAAUGAAAUUAUGUGGAGUUUAUGAUGUAUGACAGUAGAACCUAAUGGGUUGUAUAUUGUAUGCAUAUUUGUCUUUGCCUCUAAAAUGAUGACUUGUUUAGAUUAUUGCUGAUAGACCUACUGUCUAAAAUCAUUUACACUUUCACACGGGUUGCUGUGAGCGCCUUCACACGCAGUAAAUGAAUGGGUAUGCAAUUUCUUUUUCAGAAAGCUUCUGGUAGCCUGUCUUAACUGUUUCCUUUUUUUUUGUUAUACUUCCUAAUAUGCAAUCCCUGACGGUUUGUCGCAGUACAUCAUCUAAUCCCAGCUACUGCAGUGCGGCCCUUAGCUUCUGGGCUUUGACCCGUUUUGAGUCGCAUAACUAUGUACACACUUUCCAUUAGGUCAUUUUUUGUCUGUUGAUGCUAAUCGUUCAAAACCAAUUCUGCACAAUGAGCUAAGCUGUUAGCUUUUAGCAAAGAAAUGCCAAAAAUAAUAUUGUUUUCCAAAAAAACAAAAAAACAAAAAGCUAAUGAUGAAGUCCUUUGUUAAUCGACACACCUAAACUUGUUGCUAAAAACUAUAUUUUUAUUUUUAACUCCCCCCAACUAAGCGUUGACCAGACAUGAAUUUCUGAGGUUUGUUACAUAAUAAACUUUUUUUGGGGUAUUUUGGUUUAUAUGAUUUUUUUUUGUUUUGUUUAGUUUGUUCUACCCUGUGGUUUUUAUUUUAACCAAAGCUUAAAUUUGACCCUCCAGCAUAUUGAAAACUAAAUGUAUUACGGUACCAAAUA